Cladophialophora yegresii CBS 114405 is the source of this 1998-nucleotide messenger RNA. RefSeq lists its product as uncharacterized. The coding region runs from base 1 to 1998 and encodes 665 amino acids. Lineage: Eukaryota; Fungi; Ascomycota; Eurotiomycetes; Chaetothyriales; Herpotrichiellaceae. Gene Ontology annotation, cellular component: nucleus; tRNA (m1A) methyltransferase complex. The record is from RefSeq and is a predicted model, not a curated record. Gene Ontology annotation, biological process: tRNA methylation. The transcript is spliced from 2 exons.
AUGGCAUUCUCUGCCAUUCAACCUUACCAAUAUGUCGCCAUCCGACUGCCCUCAGACCAAAUCCAAGUCGAACAAACGGUCCCAAAUACUCUGAUAUCACUGGGAAAAUAUGGAUCGUUCCGCACAAAUCAGAUCAUCGGCCGUCCUUACCAUCUUACAUUCGAAAUUCUCGAUCGCGACGAGGUCAAGGAUGGACGUGAGCUCAGAGUUGUCCCUGCCGCUGAGUUACAUGCCGCCGCACUGGUGGAACAAGCCGAGACUGAUGAGGCUUCGACUCCCUUCAAUGAGACGGAAGGGGGAGCAGCAACACCACAGCAGCCCCCGAAGACUAACGUGAAUACGCACGACGACCCGACGAAUCAAAAGCUAACGAUGGCCGAAAUCGAAGCACCCAAGCAGAACAGCACAGGUAGUGGCCGCGAGCUGAUCGAGAAGCUCAUGCAGUCUCACACCACGCUCGACCAGAAGACCGCCUUUUCACUCGCGAAAUACACUUUACGCAAACACAAAAAGUUCCUGAAGCGGUUCACGGUUCUACCCCUCGAUGUAGCCACUCUGGUCGAUUGGAUGUUUGCAGAUCGCGAAUUCGGUAAGGUCAUGGAGAUGAGGAAUGAGGCUGUCGGGUUGGUUGGGUGCUGGGCGAAUGUUCAUGCUGCUGGCGUGGACGAGGCACUACUCGCCAACUCUAGGCCCUCUUCUCGAUACCUGCUUGUGGACGAUACGGGAGGACUAGUUGUCGCCGCCAUGGCCGAGAGAAUGGGUAUCCUGCAUCAAACCACCCUGGAAGCGGAAUCCAUAGUCAGCGCUGAUGAAGUGGCCUCCGAUCCUGAUGACCAGGACCCGCCUACCACCAACCAGCCCUCAAGACCCAAUCGCAAACAACACCUUACAGCGAUGAGCGCCCAGUCGAACACAAUAACCCUCGUUCAUGCAAACCAACAGCCCAACCUCGGCCUUCUGCAGUACCUCAACUUCGACUCGAACAAUCCCAACGCUUCGCACCCGUUGUACACACAUCUGAAGACCCUGUCGUGGCUGCAAUUGCUGGACCCGGAGACAGAUAUCGCGUACAAAGAACCGGAUGCCAUUCCCGACAAAGAGCUGGCAACGAUGAAAUCAAACCGCAGGAGCGCAUAUUAUCGGAAGCGAAGACGAUGGGAACGGGUUAAAUCUGUCGUUGAUGAGACUCGGGCCGGCGGAUUUGACGGCCUUGUCGUCGCAAGUUUCACAGAUCCGACUUCAAUACUACGACAUCUUGUGCCUCUCCUCGCUGGAGGAAGCCAGGUCGUAGUUUAUUCUGCCAACGUCGAACCCCUGGUGGAAUUGGCGGACUGCUAUUCCACCGCAAGAAGGACCGCGUUUAUCAACACUCUGGCAGAAGAGCGAAGCAUACCUUCGAGGGAUUUCCCCGUUGAUCCGACAUUGCUUUUGGGGGCGAUGAUACAGACAGCCAGAGUGAGGAGGUGGCAGGUAUUGCCAGGGCGGACGCACCCAUUGAUGACUGGACGAGGUGGAGCGGAAGGGUAUAUCUUUUCUGGAACACGGGUUAUCCCUGCGGAGGGAAAGGUAGAGGCGAGAGGACGGCCGCCUCGAGGGAAGAAGGCGAAGGCUGAAGAAAGUACUGGGGUUGCGAGCCAGAAGACUGUUGAGCAAGAGUUGAUUGAUUCUGUGGAAGAUGUGACCAUGCAGUCGCCUGCCAAGAGACAGAAGGUCGAAGAGCAGACUGGCUCCACGACAACCGAUGGCGUGCCAGUGCGAUUUGAGAGGCAAGUGGACGAAGAGAACAAUGAACUGGAGGCACAACAGGCAGCUGAGCGCGAAUUCAUCGAUAGUACCCGAGACGAGAGCGGAGAAUCGCCUCUCGAGGAAGAGAAGGCUGCGGAGCUUGUCGUACAAGAAGCGGAAGAGGAUGAGAUGCCUGUGCUCGGCCCGGCAACGGAGGCUUUGAAGAAAGAAAUGGAUGAGAAGGAUGAUGUCCAGAUGAGCAUUGAGACUUAA